Messenger RNA from Cryptomeria japonica (Japanese cedar), 1214 nucleotides. RefSeq names its product mannose-specific lectin-like. The record is from RefSeq and is a predicted model, not a curated record. NCBI's taxonomy places the organism in Eukaryota, Viridiplantae, Streptophyta, Pinopsida, Cupressales, Cupressaceae. Bases 645 to 1091 code for a protein of 148 amino acids. The transcript has a single exon.
CCACUUUUGCUCGCUAUGUAAGGAAGCCAUUGAAGCACCUCCCAACUCCUCAUCUUCUUCUUCAAGACUUCAACUUGGCAAAUACAAUAGCUGCUAGUGCUACCAUGUCUUCUUCUCCAUUGUUUGUCUUGGCUGUCAUUCUCCUCUUAAACGCUCAUCCAUCUUUUGCACUGUUCCAGACAUCGUCUGGUCUGGACCAAGAUUUAACAGAGGAAGAGGGCACUGCUGUUUUCGUAGCGCUCAACAAUCUGCUCGAAACAUUCAACGGAUUCGACACAUGAAACUGGUUUGACAACGGGUUCGCCUAUGCAAACGUGCAGAAAAUCAAUGACAAGCGAAUCGCCAUCAGAUAUGCACGUUGGACUGAGUUGUGCACCGUUGGCACGUGGGAGAAAGCCAGGGGAGACUUAGUGUUGAAAGAUUUCAGAACGACUGUGACAUAUCUGAGGCCUUACUUGCUGCAAGGCUACUCUUGGGCCGCCAUAUCCAAUGCCUACGCUUGGAUCGAUUACUAUCUCCUCCACAAGGACGAGGCCACCCUUCAACUGCCUUCAUUCAACGUAAGUAAUCAUGAGUUUAGGACAGCUGAUUCAAGCAAUCGGCAAUAUCUUCCUCCUCCUUCUUCUGCUUCUUCUUCUUCUGUUAUGUCAAGUGUGUCAAGAUAUUCCCCUGUUGAGAAGACUGGGUUUUUAGACUGUCCCGUCUGGCCUCUUGUAUUGCUGAGCCACAACAGUGGCAUUUGGGACGUUCUCAAGGUGGGGGAGUUCUUGAGAUCUGCCGACAAAAUAAUUCGAUUGACAAUGCAGAGGGACUGUAAUCUGGUGUUGAGUGAUAAGCAGAACAGUCGAGUGCUGUGGAGCAGCAAGACUGCAGGGCAUGGGAGCAAAUGCUUUCUGCGUCUUCAGUCGGAUAACAAGUUAGUUAUAUACAAGGGCAGUGGUAAGGGUGCAGUGUGGGCCAUUAAUCAGGAUUGUGGACAAGGGGGUGUCAAGUUUAGCUUUCUGGUUAUUGAGGAUGAUGGUAAUCUGGUUUUGUAUCGCAGUCAAGAAGGCAAGCUUAACCGAAUGUGGGCUACAAAAACCAAGAUCUAAUUGCAUGUCUCUCACAGUUGGGUCUUUGGGGGUCUCCAUUUCUUUCUGUCUUGCUACCACAGUGUGUGCUCAUUUAUGUAUUCUGUCUGUAUCAAUCCUUGACUGCAAUCACAUGCAGUUCUA